Molecule: messenger RNA, 2170 nt
Organism: Clarias gariepinus (North African catfish)
Lineage: Eukaryota; Metazoa; Chordata; Actinopteri; Siluriformes; Clariidae
Product: deleted in malignant brain tumors 1 protein-like
Exons: 11
Coding region: 50-2170 (706 amino acids)
Cellular component (GO): membrane
Source: RefSeq, a predicted model, not a curated record
GCAGAACUGGGACCCCUAAUUAGGACCAAGUGACACCUCAAGGAACAGGAUGCUGAGACUCUCUCUCCAUUUAUUUUUAGUCAGUGUCUUUGGAGCUUCUCUGCUGGCUGAUGGCACUAACAUACGACUCGAUGGUGGCAGUAACUCCUGCUCUGGUAGAGUGGAAGUCUAUUAUAAUAACCAGUGGGGAACAGUGUGUGAUGAUGACUGGGACAUGAAUGAUGCACAGGUGGUGUGUAGACAGCUUGGGUGUGGUAAUGCUGUCAGCGCUAAUAAAAAUGCCACCUUUGGUCAGGGAAGUGGCCCAAUAUGGAUGGAUGAUGUUCACUGUUCCGGAAGGGAAAGCAGCAUCACACAGUGCUCUCAUAGAGGAUUUGGAACACACAACUGUGGGCAUAGUGAAGAUGCUGGUGUUACUUGCUCAGGUACAGAAAUUCCGCAUGGCUCUAACAUACGACUGGCUGGUGGCAGUAACUCCUGCUCUGGUAGAGUGGAAGUCUAUUAUAAUAACCAGUGGGGAACAGUGUGUGAUGAUGACUGGGACAUGAAUGAUGCACAGGUGGUGUGUAGACAGCUUGGAUGUGGUAAUGCUGUCAGCGCUAAUAAAAAUGCCACCUUUGGUCAGGGUAGUGGCCCAAUAUGGAUGGAUGAUGUUCACUGUACCGGAAGUGAAAGCAACAUCACACAGUGCACUCAUAGUGGAUUUGGAAAACACAACUGUAGCCAUGGUGAAGAUGCUGGUGUUACUUGCUCAGAUGGUGCUAACAUACGACUCGUUGGUGGCAGUAACUCCUGCUCUGGUAGAGUGGAAGUCUAUUAUAAUAACCAGUGGGGAACAGUGUGUGAUGAUGACUGGGCCAUGAGUGAUGCACAGGUGGUGUGUAGACAGCUUGGAUGUGGUGAUGCUGUCAGAGCUCAUCCAAGUGCCGCCUUUGGUCCGGGAAGUGGCCCAAUAUGGAUGGAUGAUGUUCGCUGUUCCGGAAGUGAAAGCAACAUCACACAGUGCUCUCAUAAUGGAUUUGGAAAACACAACUGUAACCAUGGUGAAGAUGCUGGUGUUACUUGCUCAGGUACAAUAAUCUCAGAUGGAGGUAACAUACGACUCGUUGGUGGCAGAAACUCCUGCUCUGGUAGAGUGGAAGUCUAUUAUAAUAACCAGUGGGGAACAGUGUGUCAUAAUUACUGGCACAUGAGUGAUGCACGGGUGGUGUGUAGAGAGCUUGGAUGUGGUAAUGCUGUCAGCGCUCAUAAAAGGGCUUACUUUGGUCAGGGAAGUGGACGAAUAUGGAUGGAUAAUGUUCACUGUUUUGGAGGAGAAAGCAGCAUCACACAGUGCUCUCAUAGUGGAUUUGGAAUACACAACUGUAACCAUGGUGAAGAUGCUGGUGUUACUUGCUCAGCAACCAGGAUACCUGUGACAACAGCCACGAACCUGCCAUAUACUUCUGUAAUAAAUGUGACUGUAACAGGACAAAUUGAGGAAAGGACAAUAGACCCUGGUGACAGUCAUGGCGCUAACAUACGGCUUGUUGGUGGCAGGAACUCCUGCUCUGGCAGAGUGGAAGUCUAUUAUAAUAACCAGUGGGGAACAGUGUGUGAUGAUGACUGGGACAUGAGUGAUGCACAGGUGGUGUGUAGACAGCUUGGAUGUGGUGAUGCUGUCAGCGCUCAUCAAAGUGCCGCCUUUGGUCCGGGACGUGGACCAAUAUGGAUGGAUGAUGUUCGCUGUUCUGGAAGUGAAAGCAACAUCACACAGUGCACUCAUAAUGGAUUUGGAAAACACAACUGUAACCAUGGUGAAGAUGCUGGUGUUACUUGCUCAGAUGGCGCUAACAUACGACUCGUUGGUGGCAGAAACUCCUGCUCUGGUAGAGUGGAAGUCUAUUAUAAUAACCAGUGGGGAACAGUGUGUCAUAAUCACUGGGACAUCAGUGAUGCACAGGUGGUGUGUAGAGAGCUUGGAUGUGGUAAUGCUGACAGAGCUUAUCAAAGGGCUUACUUUGGUCCGGGAAGUGGCCCAAUAUGGAUGGAUGAUGUUCGCUGUUCUGGAAAAGAAAGGAGCAUCACACAGUGCACUCAUAGUGGAUUUGGAACACACAACUGUAACCAUGGUAAAGAUGCUGGUGUUACUUGCUCAGUCAGUGUGUCUGUGCAUUAUAAAGGAGUGUAA